Monopterus albus (swamp eel) is the source of this 1177-nucleotide messenger RNA. It is a transcript of the gene rpp21, whose product is annotated as ribonuclease P subunit p21. Gene Ontology annotation, biological process: tRNA processing. Gene Ontology annotation, cellular component: nucleolar ribonuclease P complex. NCBI's taxonomy places the organism in Eukaryota, Metazoa, Chordata, Actinopteri, Synbranchiformes, Synbranchidae. The transcript has 5 exons. The coding region runs from base 125 to 598 and encodes 157 amino acids. The record is from RefSeq and is a predicted model, not a curated record.
UUCUGUAAGAAUGGCCCGGAAGUGUAAAAGCUGUUGGCGGAGGUCAGUUGCGGCUGCAUCUCGGAGUUGUUGUAAUAACGGGACGUAACACGGCUGUUUUUUUUCCUCCUGGUCGUUGUGUGUAAUGGCUCUUCACCUGAAAGAUAAAGAAGCGUACCAAAGACUGAACUAUAUUUAUCAGGCCGCACAUUGCGUCUUAUCUCAAAAUCCGGAAAAUGUGGAGCUGGCUCGUUUUUACUGCUUUACACAGAGGACCAUUGCAAGACGAUUAGUUCUUAGACAAGACCCAUCAGUGAAGAGAACAUUAUGCAAGAAGUGCUGCUCAUUGCUGAUCCCUGGUGUAACUGCUACAGUAAGACAACAAAGAAAAAACAGCAGGACUCGCUUCACUGUGGUUAGGUGCCUCAGCUGUGGACAGAGCAAGACACUGCUGAAUAAUCCAGAUUAUUGUUUAUGGGCAGACCGACCUGAGGCUCAGCUGAAUCAACAAAAGCAGCCAGAUCUGGACACUUCUGCUGAAAAUCAGCCAAAAGACAAAGAACUUUGUGGAUCACAGUCUUGUAAAUCUGAUUCUGCCCAAAGUACUGCCAACACAUAGCAACACUUCCCCUCUCAUACCUGUUUAACAUGGACUGAUAUUUAUUUUUGUUUGAGAUAUGUGUAGCUUAAUUUUGCUACAUAUAUCUAUAGUCAGAAGUAUUUAGAUAUUUCAAUUCCAAAAUACCUUCUGUAUUUCACUCAUUUUGUUGAUUUAGUACAUUUUGACCUCUGUAAGAUAAUUUUCUUGGUUUAUAUGCCCUCUAUAAAGCAUCCCAAUUUGGGCUGCCUCAGGAAGUGCAUCCUGCGUAAAACACGUGCCAAAUGUAUACAUGCGAACGGUUGAUUCGCUGUGGCGACCCCUAACGGGAACAGCUUGAACCUACUAACAGAGUAGUAGAUAGAUCUGUCGUUUGUAAAGCAGUCAGUGUCAUUCUAUAUACUGCCAUUAGAUGGCACCAUGUAGCAGCCUUUACAUGGUGGGUUCAAGGAGGAAGAGUUAGUAAAAGUGGUUUUGUUACAUGGUGGAAAGUGAUUGUCGGUUUUAUUGAAAACAACCAACAAGAAUGGAAUCACUGCAUAACAAUUUAUUAUUUAUCCCAGGCUUGUUAAAUUGAAGUAAACACCUCUUGACCACUGA